Molecule: messenger RNA, 856 nt
Organism: Doryrhamphus excisus (bluestripe pipefish)
Lineage: Eukaryota; Metazoa; Chordata; Actinopteri; Syngnathiformes; Syngnathidae
Source: RefSeq, a predicted model, not a curated record
AAGAAGAAGAACUUCUGCUGAUGACGUCACACCAGAGGGAAACACAAACCGACAUAUUUUUUUUAGCUCCUCGACGUUGUGUCACUGAAGUCGAAAAGAAAACGAAACAGAAGAGAAAUAAAACAACAUAAAAAUGCAGAGAGCUUCACGUUUGAAGAGAGAGCUCCAGAUGUUGAGCACCGAACCGCCUCCGGGUAUCACUUGUUGGCAGACCGAAGAACGCAUCGAUGACCUGCGUGCCCAGAUCGUUGGCGGAGCAGGAACUCCGUACGAAGGCGGAAUCUUUUCCCUGGAGGUCAAAGUCCCAGAGAGAUACCCAUUUGAGCCACCCAAAAUGCGAUUUACGACCCCCAUCUACCACCCCAACAUUGACAGUUCAGGACGUAUCUGUCAUGAUGCUCUCAAACCCCCACCAAAGGGAGCCUGGAAGCCUUCCUUAAACAUCUCAACAGUCCUUACCUCUAUCCAGCUUUUGAUGGCUGAACCGAAUCCAGAUGACCCUCUCAUGGCUGAUAUAGCAUCAGAGUUCAGAUACAACAAGCAACUGUUCAUGCAGAAGGCCAGGAAAUGCACAGAAGAACAUGCUGUUCAAAAGACCACGACAAUCACGGAGAGCAGCCAAAACAAUGUACCAGAGAAUUCAUCGUCACGCAAAAGAGAAGUCCCUGGUGCCAUGCAGGAGAGAGGCAAGCUAGCAAAGAGGACAUGUGUGUAAUAACAACCACUUUGAUAUCCAAUUUGAUAUCCAUUUUGUCAUACUGCAUGCACCCUGUGAUAUAGCUACAUAUGUACAGUAUAUGCACAUUUGUUUUAAUAAAAGUUUUUUUUAGGGCUGUCAAUAUUAACGUGUUAAUGG